CGAUGAAGAAUAUUAUAUCAUGUCUGAUGAUUCUGAUAACAUUGAAUAUGAAAUUAAUGAAAAAGAAAUUGAUUUAUUAAAAAAGGAAUCUAAAAAUUUUAUUAAUAAUUGGAAUCACAAAGAUAAAAUUAAACAAAACAAUGUUGUUAUUGGAAAACCCAAAGAAAAUAGUAACAAUGAAAAAACAAAAAUAAAUGAUGACAUUGAUGAAGAUGGUAUGAAAUAUAAAUAUAAUGAAACUAAUUUUGAAGAUUUUGAUUUAUUACUUAAAGAAGAAAAUUUUUCAACACAAUAUAAAUUAAAAAGUUAUUUAAGAAAAAAUAUGAAUAAUAUUAAAAGCUUAAUAAUCAAUAUUUAUAAUG
Dentiscutata heterogama is the source of this 362-nucleotide messenger RNA. NCBI's taxonomy places the organism in Eukaryota, Fungi, Glomeromycota, Glomeromycetes, Diversisporales, Gigasporaceae. The record is from the annotation of a GenBank genome assembly.